Molecule: messenger RNA, 5952 nt
Organism: Coregonus sp. 'balchen'
Lineage: Eukaryota; Metazoa; Chordata; Actinopteri; Salmoniformes; Salmonidae
Source: the annotation of a GenBank genome assembly
AUGGAUUUUGUGCGUGAGUUGACAGAGGGCAGGCCCACAUCGCUGACCAGCAGCCGGGAAGCCAUGGACCCGUGUGCCAGAGCGAGCAGCACAGCAGCCCCCCUGCCCUGCACCAGCUGUGGGGGCUGCUGCGACCCUCCUCCCCCUGGCCUCGUGCUCGCUGGUCCCCUUGGCCCCCCUUAUGGCCCCCCUCUCUCCUCCAUGCCCCCACACAUGACCCCUGCUCCCCCGGUGUGUGCUGCUACAGCUGUCCAGGCUGAGAAUGGCAGCAGCUGGAACUCCUCCUCUGGUUCUUCAGACUCCCACCCCGGCCACCAGGGCGGCUCUACCACCUCCAUACCCUACUGGACGGCCGUUUUUGACUACGAGGCCACGGCAGACGAGGAGCUGACCCUGCGGCGCGGGGACCUCCUGGAGGUCCUCUCCAAGGACUCCAAAGUGUCCGGGGACGAGGGCUGGUGGACGGGCAAGAUCCAAGACAAGGUGGGCAUCUUCCCAUGCAACUACGUUACUCGGAGGGACGCGGGCAGCUACCCGCAGCUAACCCCAGGAGGGCUGGUGGCGGGUGGGGUGCCUGAGGGGUGCCCCCUGGAGAUCGACUUCACGGAGCUGGUGCUGGAGGAGGUGAUCGGGGCGGGGGGGUUUGGGAAGGUGUAUAGGGGCAUGUGGCAAGGGGAGGAGGUGGCAGUUAAAGCUGCCAGGCAGGACCCUGACGAGGACAUUAGCGCCACAGCUGAAAGCGUACGACAAGAGGCCAGACUUUUCUGGAUGCUCAGACACCCCAACAUCAUCAACCUGAUAGGGGUGUGCCUGCGAGAGCCCAACCUCUGCCUGGUGAUGGAGUAUGCCCGCGGGGGGGCCCUGAACAGAGCCCUAGCUGGGAAGAAGGUGCCCCCCAGGGUGCUGGUGAACUGGGCCGUGCAGAUCGCCACAGGGAUGGACUACCUGCACAAUCAGACCUUUGUACCGGUUAUACACAGAGACCUCAAGUCCAGCAACAGUGAGUAUACCAACACUCGCCUCCCACUCCACUCAUACCACAGUUUGUGUACAGCUGUCUCAAAUAUUUAAUUUCUGACCCAUUCGCUCCAAAUUAGUCCUUGACUAUUUCAUGUAAAAUAUAAAACAUUUGGGGGCAAAUCACACUCAGAAUGGGAAUACGUUAAUUCUUUCCUUUGGUUUGUUUGCAUGUUGAAUCAGCCAUGCAUACACACUUAAUUGCCACAAAGGCCGGAGACAGACUGUAUUCAUGCCUAUUUUAGUCACAGUCUCCAGUUAAGGGCAGUAUAGUAUAUGAAAUUCAUUUAACAGAGGAUGGAUGAGCGGACACUUACAGAAUGUACAGUACAGUACGUACUGUUAACCCUUGUGUUGAUGGGUUCAUUUAAGUAAUGUGUGGAUGAAAUGAAAUAGAGAGGUUUUCUGUUUGACACAGACAGUUGAGUUGAGCCUUACAGGGUAAGAUCAGACCUGGAGAGCUGUCUCUCUCUGCAAUCUUUCCCCUGUCAUUUCUCUCCUCCUCCUCCGAUCCUCUCCUCUCAUCCUCCUCUUUCUACCACCCCUCCUCAAGGAGAGCAGUUCUGCUCUGCAACUCGCCAAGCUAUUUUUGGUCCUUUGUGCUACUUGCUGUUUUAAAGACACAGUUGCAGUUGUUGGUGUGUUGGGGGGAAAUACACUGUGUGUGUUUGUGUGUGUGCGUGGGUCUGUCUCUGUGUGUGUGUGACGUGAGCAUGGGGGAUGGGGUGUAGAGAUACGAGUUGAGGCUACAGGAUGCUGAGCACAGGGCUUUUUGAAGGAGAGCGACAAUCUGGAGUAUAUGUAGCUUAAAAACACCCUGCUCACAGAUCUUCCAAAAUGUUCCUAAUCUCUCCCUGGUUUGUGAAGCUGUGAUGUAGAGAGAGCCGCCAUAUAAAAAGCUGCCCCUCCCUCAGUAACCGUAACGAUAGGGAUCAGAUGGGAAUUGGACGGUGAAGCCUUGGCAACAACGCAGAGCUGCCUUCACGACACUGGGCUGUGUCGAGUCAUCGAGCUGUCAGCCUCUGCGCAAAUGUCAAUUCUUUCACUUUGACAUCAUCUUUUCACACGGAAGAAUUCUAAGGAGUGUCUCAGUCUGCCAAGCCGUCUUCUUUCUCUGUGGCCCAUUUGAAAACGAUAAAGUAUUCAAGUAUGUGAUCAGACGACGACUUAAAGAUGAACGUUUACAUUACCCCGGUGAAGCCCGGAGGGAGAGAGAGAUGAAGAGAUGAGAAAGGAAAGGAAGAGACAGCGAGAAGGAAGGAAGCGAAAGAGAUGGUGAGAGAGGAAAGGUUACAAAGAUAAGGGAGGAAAAAGAGGGACAGAGGGAGACGAAAGAUAGAGAAAUAGAAGGUGAGAGAGAUUGGGGAGGUAGAAGGAGAGAGAGCGAGAGAGAGAGAGAGGGGGAUAAACAGUGGUUCAUCUUAGUUUAGGGUUACACCUCAGCUCAUUGUUCAGGUGUACAGGUCUCAGAUAUCCUCUUCAAACCGCCGCCCGUUUGGCAUCACUGCGGUUACGGAGAAGCUUCUCCUCUUUAUCUUCCCCGCCACCCUGGCUGGUCCGCCAACCUCUCCUCUACACACUCACUGUAUUUGUAGUGUGUGUGUGUGUGUUUCUGCCUUUCUCUCUGUGUUGUUGUUUGCCAGGCUGAGGCUAGAGUAGUGAGUCUGACUGUGUAACCAGGAUAAUCUGAUUACGGUGACCUCCUUAGAGUGAUGUGACAGCAGUGUUUGUGGGUUGGCAGGUCACUGUCCCGUGGUCCCUUUAGCUGUACCUGUCACACUGAUCCAGAAUCAGCCCACUCUCUCAGUGGUGCCCAAUCCUCCUUGGGCCAUAUUAUUCAGGGCAAGCAAAAUCUAAAUAAAUAUGAAUAUAAGUGUUAUAACAGUUUAUAAGCACAUACAGUAGGCUGACUCAGAGAAGCCCUAAGAAUAUGGUCAUGUGAACAAUCACGUCAUUAACAACACAAUUCUCAAAAACAUGGCCCUAGUUGAUAGCCAUUCAAUUAAAAACAUUAUUGAUCAGGUGAUUUGACCAAGAUGAAAUCCAACUUGCCCUAGAUAAUGGGUCUUCAGAAAGCGGUCUUGGAAACUCUACCCUGUGAUGGCUAACGUGUCUGCAGCCACUGCAUUGAGUUGAACGGUAUAUUGGCAUGACUCAGCAUCAGGUAACAAAAUACUGUACCACUGAUCACCUGGCUACUGUAACACACAUAGAAAUAUAAUCUAUAGAACAGACCUCCCCAUUCAAGUCAAUGAUGGUAUAAUGGGUGGACUGGCAGCCAGUGUACCCAUGAGUUUACCAGUCAAAUUGCCAGGGUUAGAGGUUCUAAGCCCUUUCUAUAGAUUCUGUUUCUAUGGACACACACCGGUCAGAUAGACCCUUCUAUACUGCAGAGUUAGGUGCGUUAUAUAACCUACAUGACUGUUUCCCCAUAGUCUUACUGUAUAUGGUUGCUUCUGUCCCAUGACCCAGUUUCCUGCACAACCACUGAUAGGUGAAAGGACUGGAUAGAUACCCAUCUCUGAGGAUUCACCUAUCAAGUCCUUUUAUAGAUGAGUCGAUAUGAAGGAAAAGAACCAAGGAAAGCAACCAAGGGAAUUCCAUUAAAAACCAAGUUUGUAGCCACUGUUGGGAGUUUUUGUGAAAGCUGUUUGAGCAUUAAGAUACUGAACAAGAGGCUAUUAUACUGUAUAUAGGCAUCAUAAAGAUGGGGUGGGUGGUUGACAUUACCUGGUGCUGUUUUGAGUGCUGUCACUUCAAAUGGAAAGCGAGUUGACGCGUUCAACAGUCACCUGAAUAGUGGGGCCUUGUGUCUGCAAGCUGGCCUGUCCAGUCUUUAAUAGUUUUUUCCUCCACUGGAUAAUUCAGCAUUUAUUACAGGAGCUAGUAACUUGGAUAUUACUCGGUUAGAUGGUGUGAGUUGGACUGAAAUAUUGAGUAUCAUCAUCUUAAAUUUAGGUAUCCUUCAAUUAUGAUAUGAAUACCCUACCUUACACAGAAAGCGGCACAGGUCCUAAUCCAGGCACUUGUCAUCUCCCGUCUGGAUUACUACAACUUGCUGUUGACUGGGCUCCCUGCCUGUGCCAUUAAACCCCUACAACUUAUCCAGAACGCUGCAGCCCGUCUGGUGUUCGACCUUCCCAAGUUCUCUCAUGUCACCCCGCUCCUCCGCACACUCCACUGUCUUCCAGUUGAGGCUCGCAUCUACUACAAGACCAUGGUGCUUGCCUACGGAGCUGUGAGGGGAACGGCACCUCCUUACCUUCAGGCUCUGAUCAGACCCUACACCCAAACGAGGGCAUUACGUUCAUCCACCUCUGGCCUGCUAGCUCCCCUACCUCUACGGAAGCACAGUUCCCGCUCAGCCCAGUCAAAGCUAUUUGCUGCUCUGGCACCCCAAUGGUGGAACAAGCUCCCCCACGAUGCCAGGACAGCGGAGUCACUGACCACCUUCCGGAGACACUUGAAACCCUACCUCUUUAAGGAAUACCUGGAAUAGUGUAAAGCAAUCCUUCUACACCCCCCCCCCCCCACCCCCCCAUAAAAAAAUAAAAAAAAUAAAAAAGUGGUUGUCCCACUGGCUAUCAUAAGUUGAAUGCACCAAUUUGUAAGUCGCUCUGGAUAAAAGCGUCUGCUAAAUGAUGUAAAUGUAAAUGUAAUACAUGCUCCAUAAUUGCUACUUAUCGGAUUAGUGCAUAGCAUGCCACUGAAAAGCGUUUGAAUGUGUGUCUGUUUAGAAAAGGAUUAGCGUUAUGGCUAGCAGUAGCUACUAAUCCCUAUCAGAGAUAAAGUAGCCUAGCUGACGGUCGGUGGAUAACUGGGCUGGACUUCCUGAGUAGCCUGUCUUUCUGGCUUCUCUCCCACACACAGAAAAGGGAUGUUGCAGCUAGAAGAGCCAUCACAGAUUGAAUUGAUUCCUCAUCAUGGCAGGAGUAGGAAAAUACUGGCCAGCACUAGAACACCUGAUUCAAUCAAUGAAUUAAUCUCUCAAGGGCCCUGUUCGAAUGCUUUCAAAAUGCAUCCUCCCCUCCUCCUUGAAUGUAUCACUGAGAGUAGUAUGUUUGUGCAUGCAUGUCUUUAUAUGUGCAUGUGUUACAUGCAUGUGUAUGUGUGCGCAAUUGCAUAUACUGUGUCUGUAUGUGUGUGUGUGUCUAUGGAGGUGGGACAGAGGGACACGGUGGUGCUCGCUAGCUAGGGCAGGGAACACUCACUGGGAGUGCAGCAACAAUGACCCCAUUCUCACACAACAAGCCAAGACAAGAGCUGGGCUCACAAUGACAGGAGUCACUGAGGGGGAGGGGGCGCAGAGAGGACGGACGACACAGAGAUGGAGGGAGUGAGGUCGACUGUAGACCUUGAAUGACAGGAUGGAGGGAUGGAUGAUAGAGAAAAGGAGAAGGAAUGUGCUUUCUGUAGAAAGGCCCUGCGGGCUAGGUUGGUGGAGGGAGGGAGGGAGGGAGGGAGAAAGUGGUGGGGAUGGGGUCAGUUGGAGACGCGGUCAGUGUUCUACAGAAUCAACGUCAUACAGUUCCUCUAGUACCCCUCAUUAUACUCCACACAUCUGUACAUUCCCAACCAAAACACAUCACCAAUCAACCUCUGGUGGUGAACUAAUUAGUUUAACAUAGUAAUUGGUUGUAAAGAGAACUAGCUGACAGAUGAAUGAAUGGUCUCCAAUAAGGUCAAAUAAGGCCUAUCCUGUGAGUAGUAGUGUCAGUGUGUUCUGUCUUACUACUGUUUUGGCUCUCAGUAAGGCCUUGGACUCAGCACAGGCACCGUGAGAACAGGUGCAUACUGCAAACAGAUGUUUGUAUUCCUUCUCUGUUAAGCUCAGUUAGACCCCUUGAGUUGAUAAACAUGAUGAAAGCGCCCACAGAGAGAACAGGGGAGAGGGAUAGAGAGUGGAAGAGGGAUAGAGAGGGGAGAGAGGGAUAG